This is a messenger RNA of Dreissena polymorpha, 1884 nucleotides long. RefSeq names its product nuclear distribution protein nudE-like 1. Gene Ontology annotation, molecular function: microtubule binding. Gene Ontology annotation, cellular component: kinesin complex; kinetochore; centrosome. Gene Ontology annotation, biological process: mitotic centrosome separation; cell migration; establishment of mitotic spindle orientation. NCBI's taxonomy places the organism in Eukaryota, Metazoa, Mollusca, Bivalvia, Myida, Dreissenidae. The record is from RefSeq and is a predicted model, not a curated record.
CAACUGCCGUUAACAAAUUAUCGCCAUUUUGUCUUCCGGGAGGUUCAUAAAAACGGUCUCAUAUAAAUUUGAAUGGAUAUGGAAGUAUAUUUUUGACUUAAGUGGAUUAUUGAGAUCAUAAUGAAUUCUUGGUAUAAUAACCAAACACGCUUAAACCAGAAACAAUUGAUUUAUUAGCAAAGUGUUUACAAAAGUUCGAUGUGGAAAUUAACUCACUAACUGCUGUGUCUGUGUGACGUUUGUAAUUGAAAUUGUAACUUUUAUAUAUUGGAGUAUAACUUACUAAGUUACUAUAAUUACAUAUUGUUUUAUCCUGUGCACUUAACUAGAAAGAAGAAAAUGUGAUUGUAGUGACGUAACAACAGAAAUUGACUGAGGCUUUAAUAAGUUGACAUUUUUUUAUGUGUUAGGCUUAAACUUUUAACUUUAAGUUAAAUUUUGUUAGUGUGCUAAAAUGGAUUCAAAAAAGUUUUCUUCUCCACAAGAUGAGAUUAAUUACUGGCGAGAAACUGCACAGAAGUUCAAACAUGAACUGGAGGAGACGCGCGAGGAGUUGGAGGAGUUCCAGAUCAGCAGCAGGGAGUUGGAGGCGGAGCUGGAGGCCCAACUACAACAGCUGGAGAAGAAGAAUGAGGUCCUUGAUCAGAACAACUCCAAACUGCAGCACGAGGUUGACUCACUUAAGCAUAAGCUGGAGUGUUUACAGUCCCAGAGUCACGGUCAGAUCUCGGAUCUGGAGAGUGAGCUGUCACAAGUGCGGGGUUUUAAAGACGAGCUUCAGAAAUACAUACGGGAAUUAGAACAGGCUAAUGAUGACCUGGAGAGGGCUAAACGAGCCACGGUAGUCUCGUUAGAAGAUUUUGAAACCAGGUUAAAUCAGGUACCAAAGGCCAUAGAGAGAAAUGCAUUCCUUGAGAGUGAGCUGGAUGAGAAGGAAACACUUUGAACUGUCCAGAGACUCAAAGACGAGGCCAGAGACUUGCGACAGGAGCUGGAACACAACAACCUGAAAUCUCCACACUCCUCCUCCGCUCUGAAGAACGGUGUACAUGAAAACGGCACCUCACAUCAUGCAGACCAACAGAAUCCAAAUGUUACACCAAAUAAAGGAAUGCCAGCCAUUAAUGGAGGCACCCCACUCACACCUUCUGCAAGAAUAUCUGCUCUUAACAUUGUUGGUGAUCUUUUACGAAAAGUUGGAGCUUUAGAAAGCAAGCUAGCCUCCUGCCGAAACUGUAAAGAUCCACCCCGCGGUAGCAGUACCCUUAGUGGCAACAGCCCUGUCAGUUCACCCAGGUCCAAAAGAAUGACACGCGGGUCCGUAGUCCAUCCACAGCCCAGUGUGAAGAUCCCAGUAUAGCCUGUGCCAAAGCCUAUACAGUCUCAGACGCUCUCUCAACCACAACCACGUUUCUUUGCUGCACACCACUUCAAACAGCUUGAUGGCUGUCAUCAUACCGCUACUACAUCAGCUUAAUCACUAUGGUUUAUUGGUUCAUUCCUCAAAUUUGAAUACAUUUUUCUUAUACUACUGUCAUUAUUUGACUCAUGUACGUUUGCAUUGUCAUUUUACUAACCAAUUUUGUUGUUUUGUCAAAGUUCAUUUGGUUAUUUAGCACUGUAUUUUUGAGUUCCUGGAUGUCCAUCUGAAAGUUCUUUUCUCUGCCAUAAGUUGCCAUAUAUUGAUGGAUUUUUAGCUCGACUAUUAUAUAUGAAAUAUAUAUAGUGGAGCUAUCCUACUCACUCAGGGCGUCAGCGUGAGCGUCUGCGUUAGUUUGCGUUAGCGUGCAAAUGUUAAAGUUUUCGUACUACCCCAAAUAUUUUCAAUGUCCCUUGACAUAUUGCUUUCAUAUUUUGCAUACUUGUUUACCAUCAUGACCCCAA